GUACACUUCAUCGAUAAAUAUAGAAGUGAUUCAAAAAAGGAUGAAAUGCACGUGGAGCAAUCAGAUAUUGAGCAAUGUCUCGUUAAUAUCCUUACAGAACAAUCAGCCAAAAACGGAUACCCGCAUUGUCGUUGGUAACGAACGGUAAAUCCAGAACAUGUAUUUAGGGUUACAUGUCCUCCCAGUUUGUCUACUUCUCGUUUCCCUGACAACUUUUUGUUUGACCUAUAUUUUAUCUGUCACAAGAAACGAUGUCAAUCCAGUGUUACCAUACAUCAGUGACACGGGAACAACCCCAUACGAGAGCUGUUUCUUUAGUUUCUUCCUAAACCUUUCAGCUAUUCUUGCAUUGUGUACAGUAUACAUUCGUUACCGCUGGCUGCGGUUAGUAUCUAAUGAGGAGAGAUCACUGCGAUGCUGCAACAUCAUGGCCCUGGUUUUCGGUGGAUUAUCUGCCCUUGGUCUCUCACUGGUUGCAAACUUCCAGGAAACAAACCUGGAAGGUGUUCACAUGACUGGAGCGGCAAUGACGAUUGGUUGCGGUAUUCUCUACAUGUUCUCACAGACGGCGCUGUCCUACAAGAUGGCUGACACGCUAUCUCUCAGCAGACUUAGGCUUAUCAUGGCGGUCAUCUGCUCGCUUACAGCUGCGUCUUUUUUGAUCGCCACUAUUGCCGCAAAAUCUUUGCGUUCCUCGACAACAGACCCCCUUCAUUGGGCCUCUACAGAUAAGGGAUACCCCGCCCACGUGACUGCAGCGGUCAGUGAAUGGCUGACCUGUAUUGUUUACUUACUGUUUUAUGCCACGUUUGUGCAGGAUUUCAAAAGGACGACAGUUUCAGUUAACUUAAACAUAAUAACGAUGGAGGAAUCUGAAGGAAUCAAGGUUUAGAAUUGUGAUGUGAUUUUUACAGCAUAUAACUGAUUGGUUUGUUAACUUGCAUUUUCAAGUUUGCUACAAAAUCAGUAUGUCCAAUGUUACUUAUGAAUCCAAACUAUGAAGUCCACUAAUAUUUUUAUUUUUUACUUCUUUAUUUUUUAUGUACUGUAUGGUUGAUUAUACCUUUUUACUUAAGUUUAUUAGUAGAAAAUAAAAAUUGUUUUAUGAAUAUUAAUCAAUAAA
Molecule: messenger RNA, 1123 nt
Organism: Magallana angulata
Lineage: Eukaryota; Metazoa; Mollusca; Bivalvia; Ostreida; Ostreidae
Product: DNA damage-regulated autophagy modulator protein 2-like
Exons: 7
Coding region: 158-892 (244 amino acids)
Source: RefSeq, a predicted model, not a curated record